Messenger RNA from Myotis lucifugus (little brown bat), 3875 nucleotides. RefSeq names its product zinc finger CCCH-type containing 14 (gene ZC3H14). Gene Ontology annotation, cellular component: nucleus; cytoplasm. Gene Ontology annotation, molecular function: metal ion binding; poly(A) binding. The transcript is spliced from 19 exons. Bases 131 to 2770 code for a protein of 879 amino acids. Gene Ontology annotation, biological process: regulation of mRNA stability. The record is from RefSeq and is a predicted model, not a curated record. Lineage: Eukaryota; Metazoa; Chordata; Mammalia; Chiroptera; Vespertilionidae.
GCGGGUCACGCAGACCGCGCAGCCAGAAGCGGCGGUGGCUGUGGCCCGGGGGCUGCGCGCUGGAGCCGGCUGCGGGCUCUGGCUAAGCGAAGCGCCGCGCAGUGCUGAGCUCGCCGCCCGCCGCGGAGCCAUGGAGAUUGGCACCGAGAUCAGCCGCAAGAUCCGGAGUGCCAUUAAGGGGAAAUUGCAAGAAUUAGGAGCUUAUGUUGAUGAAGAACUUCCUGAUUACAUUAUGGUGAUGGUGGCCAACAAGAAAAGUCAGGACCAAAUGACAGAGGACCUGUCCCUGUUUCUAGGGAACAACACAAUUCGAUUCACCGUAUGGCUUCAUGGUGUAUUAGAUAAACUUCGUUCUGUUACAACAGACCCCUCUAGUCUAAAGUCUUCUGAUACCAACAUAUUCGAUAGUAACGUGCCUUCCAACAGGAGCAGCUUCAGUAGGGGCGAUGAGAGAAGGCACGAAGCUGCAGUGCCACCCCUUGCAGUUUCUAGCACCAGACCUGAGAAAAGAGAUUCCAGAGUUUCUUCAGGUUCACAGGAGCAGAAAGCCACUAAUGUCAGGCAGAGUUAUGAUGAUGGAGCUGCAACCCGAUUAAUGUCAACAGUGAAACCUCUGAGGGAGCCAGCACCCUCUGAAGAUGUGAUUGAUAUUAAGCCGGAACCAGACGACCUCAUUGAUGAAGACCUCAAUUUUGUGCAGGAGAAUCCCUUAUCUCAGAAAAAACCCACAGUGACACUCACAUAUGGCUCUUCUCGCCCUUCUAUUGAAAUUUAUCGACCACCUGCAAGUCGAACUGCAGAUGGUGGUGUUCAUUUAAACAGGUUGCAGUUUCAACAGCAGCAAAACAGUAUUCAUGCUGCCAAGCAGCUCGAUAUACAGAACAGCCGGGUAUAUGAAACAGGACGUUUGUGUGAGACAGAAGUGCUUAACAGCUUAGAAGAGACUUACAGUCCUUUUUUCAGAAACAACGCAGAAAAAAUGAGUAUUGAGGAAGAAAACUUUCGGAAGAGAAAGUUGCCUGUGGUAAGUUCAGUUGUUAAAGUAAAAAAGUUUAAUCACGAUGGAGAAGAGGAGGAGGAAGAUGAUGAUUGUGGGUCCCGCACAGGAAGCAUCUCCAGCAGUGUGUCAGUGCCUGCAAAGCCCGAAAGGAGACCCUCACUUCCUCCUUCUAAACAAGCUAAUAAGAAUCUAAUUUUGAAGGCUAUAUCUGAAGCUCAAGAAUCUGUAACAAAAACAACUAACUAUUCUACAGUCUCGCAGAAACAGACACUUCCAGUUGCUCCCAGAACUCGAACUUCUCAAGAAGAAUUGCUGGCAGAAAUGGUCCAGGGGCAAAGCAGGACCUCUAGAAUAAGUCCUCCCAUUAAAGAAGAUGAAGCAAAAGGAGAUAAUGUAGAGAAAGGUCAAGGUACCUUUCUACUAAAGCAACUGUUCUCUUUUGCUCAUCUGACUGGUUGCUCUCUAGGUCUGCCUCAAGGAUAUACCCGGAUAUAUUUUCCUCUGGAUUUCCUGGGUCCCACUUUGUCUUCUCAGUAUAUUCUAUUUUGUCACUACAUCGUGAAGAAACUUAAAAAGAAAAUAUCAACUGAUAUCAAUGAAAUUAAAGAAAUGAAAACAGCAAUGUUGACAGCGGAAGCAAAUCUUUUUGAUCUAAAAGUUAGAGUGUCACAGAAUGAAGCAAAAAUUUCAUCUUUGGAGGUUAAAAUGAAUGAAUAUUCAACAUCAACAGCUGAAUGCGACAGAGAGUUCAAAGGUCUUCAAGAGGAAGUAGAUUUUGAGUCACAGUCAAGGACUACUGAUGUAAAAAUAAUUGGCUUCCUUAGCAACAUUGAGAAAGGAACUCAGCAGAGGCCGUUACUGUCCCGGCUGCAAAUUGAUCCAGUCAUGGCAGAAACUCUGCAGAUCAGUCCAGAUUACUAUGACAUGGAAUCCCUGGUCUAUGCAGACACAAGAUCAUUUAUUCUGAAGAAGCCAAAGCUGUCUGAGGAAAUAGUAGUGGCAUCAAACCAAGAGUCGGGGAUGAAGACCGCAGAUACCCUUCGGGUACUUUCAGGACACCUUAUGCAGACACGAGAUCUUGUACAACCAGAUAAACCUGCAAGUCCCAAGUUUAUAGUGACGCUGGAUGGUGUUCCCAGCCCCCCAGGAUACAUGUCAGAUCAAGAGGAGGACAUGUGCUUUGAAGGAAUGAAACCUGUAAACCAAACUGCAGCCUCAAACCAGGGACUCAGAGGUCUCCUCCACCCACAGCAGUUGCAGUUGAUGAGCAGGCAGCUUGAUGACCCCAAUGGUAGCUUUGCACACGCUGAGAUGAGUGAACUGAAUGUGGCACAGAAGCCAGAAAAACUUUUGGAGCGCUGCAAGUACUGGCCUGCCUGCAAAAACGGGGAUGAAUGUGCUUACCACCACCCGAUUUCACCUUGCAAGGCUUUCCCCAAUUGUAAAUUUGCUGAAAAAUGUUUGUUUGUCCAUCCAAAUUGUAAAUAUGAUGCAAAAUGUACUAAGCCAGAUUGUCCCUUCACUCAUAUGAAUAGAAGAAUUCCAAUACUGCCUCCAAAACCAGCAGUUAUAACAGCAACACCAUCUUCUAGUAGUCAGCUCUGCCGUUACUUCCCUGCUUGUAAGAAAAUGGAAUGUCCCUUCUUUCAUCCAAAACACUGUAGAUUUAACACUCAGUGUACAAGACCUGACUGCACGUUUUAUCAUCCCACCAUUACUGUGCCGCCACGACAUGCCUUGAAAUGGAUUCGGCCUCAAACCAGUGAAUGACACCCAGUCCUACCUGGCAGAAGAUCGUGAAGUUUGAAAGUUUCCAUCUACUGAUGAAAAAGAUUCUGUAGAACUUGUCAAAUCUUUGAAACUUGGAAUAUAUUGCUUUCAUAAUAUGAAGUUAUUGCCUAUCUGAAGUACCUAAUUUUUCAAGUUUGUAAGUUUAUUAUGUGGUUUUAACAUUGGGUGUUUUGUUGUUGUUUGCCUUGUUUUGACUAUGGAAAGACAGUUUAAGGAAAAACUGAAUUCUAUUAAAACACCUGGUGUGUUUGUACACUGCUGUUUUGAGUAUCAGCAUGUACAACAUGGUGAUAUUGUCAGUACAGAUAAUCCAGUUUGGGGCUACAUGUUGCUGUGAGUGUCUGCGUGUGUGCGCGCGAGCGUGUGUAUACAAAGAAAUAUAGUGAGGGGAACAUCCUUAUUCCAAAAGUUGGAUUGCUACUUUCAUUUUUUCCAGGGAUUAUAUAAUGUUCAUGAUCCACUAAAAAAGUGUUGAGGUAGUUUAAAUAGUCCAUCCUACUUUUUAAUUUUAAGUGAUUAAGUUUGGCUUCUUAGGUUGCGUGCUGGUUUGGUAAAUGGUUCCCAAAUAGCUAGUCUUUGCCUUCUGGGUAAGGAUGAGUGAGGUGGGCAUGUAGAGUGAAAACAGCUGGAAUGCCAGCGGCAAAAAGAAAAAGAACAAUUACUUAAAAUGUUUUCAUUUACUGUUAACAUAUACUUUUAAAAUAAAUAUUUUGGAGAACUACAUUAUCACAAAAUUAUACAAAAGUUUUUACAAGUAUAUAUACAUAGGUAUCAGAGAACAGACUUGAAAUUCACAAGAUUAUAUAGCUAUACAUAUACAUUCUCCCAUUCUGAAAAACAUUCUCAGAAAUAAUUCCAGAAAAAAUAGUUACUGAAGAUAAUUUUUUAAAUGUAAAAAUUAGAUUUCAAUAGUAUAUUUUAAAUGGCAGACUAUAUAAUUACAGAGAUCAGAUGGAUAAAUUGCAAAGUAGGACUAAACUUUUUGACUACUGAAUUAAAAUACAGUUAUGUGUUUGUGGUUUUUAAAAUUGUUAAGGCAAGAAGUGUCAAAAACUUUAGAAUUAAACGGAUCACUGAUUUUAAA